Messenger RNA from Cyclopterus lumpus (lumpfish), 1754 nucleotides. RefSeq names its product transmembrane protein 53 (gene tmem53). The record is from RefSeq and is a predicted model, not a curated record. The coding region runs from base 187 to 1065 and encodes 292 amino acids. NCBI's taxonomy places the organism in Eukaryota, Metazoa, Chordata, Actinopteri, Perciformes, Cyclopteridae. The transcript is spliced from 3 exons.
ACAAAGAAGAAGAAGAAGACGAAGAAGAAGCAGAAGAAGCAGAAGAAGAAACAGGGCUUCUCUGCGCGUGACAGUCUUCCGGUCCGUCUGUCCGCUGGCUGUAAUCGGUCACUGCUCAUCUGUCCUGCUUUUUUUUUUUUACGACAGCCAAAUGAGCCGAACGGCAACGGCAGACCAACGCACUUAAUGCUCUCGCGUGCGGAAAUGGCCGACGACGAAAUGGACUACAACAUCGUGUUUCCAGACGCGGGCACGUCUGAGAAACACUGGCAGGGGACAAAGGAGCCCGUUGUGAUUCUGCUGGGCUGGGCUGGCUGCAAAGACAAACACCUCUCCAAGUACAGCUCCAUCUACAAUGAACAGGGAUGCGUCACCAUCCGCUACACGGCCCCCCUGAAGACGGUCUUCAUCUCGGAGUCCUUCGGCUACAAGGAGCUGAGCAGCACGGCCCUGAAGCUGCUGGAGGUCCUCUACGACUACGAGGUGGAGAACAGCCCCGUCUUCUUUCACGUGUUCAGCAACGGCGGCUUCAUGCUGUACCGCUACGUCAUCGAGCUGCUGGCUAAGGACGAGCAGUUCCGCUCCCUGUGUGUGAUCGGGGCCCUGGUGGACAGUGCCCCCGGCAGUGGGAAUGUUCGUGGGGCCCUGCGUGCGCUGGCGGCAACCCUGGGCCCUAAAAUCACCCCCCUGCUGCGGUACGUCCUCCUGGCCCUCUUCGCAGUGACCGUCUUCCUGCUGCGGAUCGUGCUGUACCCGCUGACCAAGUACGUGCACAAGAACCACUACGAUGCCGUGCAGGAGAGGCCGCCCGAUUGGCCCCACUUCUACCUGUACUCCAGGGCCGACCAGGUGAUCCGGCACCGUGACGUCGAGCUCUUUGUGGCGGCUGUGAAGCAGAAGGGCGCCUCGGCGGACAGCUUCGACUUCGUCUCCAGUCCCCACGUCGGCCACUUCCGGGACUUCCCCGAGCAGUAUGCCCUCAAGUGCCGCAAUUUCCUGGCGGCCUGCAUGAAGGACGUGGAAGGGGCCGAGGCAAAGAAGAGACGGAGGGUCCAAGAUCAGUGAGACCGCAAGAGAUUUUACUGAUUGUCUUGUCAAGAUAAAUGGACCACUUCUUAGUUGUCUGGGGUAAAAAAAACAGUUAGAAAACGCAGACGAUUUCAAAGAGACGGCUGGAUUUUGAGCUGAAAUUUUAUGACAAAUCUUGGUGGCUUCUUCCCCGUCCCAGUGCACAAUACCAAGGUUCCACAGACGUGGUCUAGGUGCCUAAUCCACGUCCGGAAAGAAACAACCAGACGUAUGCGGCACAAAGGCCCGAACCCUGCCGAUGCCGACGUGUUCUCAUCACACACCAUAUGUAAUAAUAAAAACGACAACAAUACAAACAAUUGCUCUACACUGGAAAAAUAACACUUCCUCUAGGAUGAUUUCAUUGGUAUUUAAUAUGGCUGUGAAAUGUGAUCGUACAUUAGUGGUAGUGAUUCUAAAUCGGAGGCUGGGUGUCGAAUGGCGAUUUGUAUCUUCUAUCUAUAAAACAUACAAUGUAUUUAUUAUUUAAAAGUGUCAGUCAAUAUUUAAUACACAUUCCCACAGUUUAGUUUUCUUUUUUCGCCAAGGGAAAUGUAGAAUACCCACUCCUAUAUACUUGAUUUAGUUGAAGUAAAUAGGUAAUUAAUUGACGAUGAAUGUAUGUGUCCAGCACAACUAUUGUGUUCUUUCUAACUGAUGUGCCUUCAAUAAAUUCGAAUGCUCGU